AGUUCCUCCUUUUCCCCUCCACCGCCGGCCGAGAACCGACGUUCAAAGAGAAAAGGGGAUUUAAAGUUUGCGUCUUUGAUUAUUGGGUAAAAUAAUCGUGUGCAACAGUUUGAUUUGAUAGAGAAUUUGGGGGUAUUAUUUAUCUGGUUUUGUUCAGAGAAAGAUGGGGAAGAACGAGAAGACAGGUUUAGGGAGAACCCUGGUGAAGCACCACAACCAGUUGAUACAGCAAGCCAAAGAGAAAGGAAGGUUCUACAAGAGUCAGCAGAAGAAAGUUUUGGAAUCCGUCACCGACAUCAGCGACAUCGACGCCGUCAUCCAGCAGGCCGAGGAGUCUGGGUGUGUCUUCUCUGUUGAUAACCCAACACCCAACCUUAUCAAUCUGGACACAAGUUCUGGCACUAGUAGCAUGACCCCAGAAGAAAGGAGAGAGCAACAGAAGAAAGAGGAGGCACUCCAUGCUAGCAGUCUCCGAGUUCCACGCAGGCCACCAUGGAACUCUAGAAUGUCUGUGGAAGAGCUAGAUGCCAAUGAAAGACAAGCUUUUCUAGUUUGGCGCCGGGGCCUGGCAAGACUUGAGGAGAAUGAAAAGCUUGUUCUCACUCCAUUCGAGAAGAACCUGGAUAUUUGGAGACAGCUAUGGCGGGUAGUUGAACGCAGUGAUUUGCUUGUGAUGGUUGUUGAUGCUCGGGACCCCUUGUUCUAUCGCUGCCCUGAUCUUGAGGCAUAUGCCAGAGAGGUUGAUGAGCACAAGAAGACAUUGCUUCUUGUAAACAAAGCAGACCUUUUGUCAUUUUCUCAAGGGAUUCUCUUUGUUUUCUGGUCAGCUAAAGCUGCAUCUGCUGCAUUAGAAGGAAAAAGGGUCAGCGGGACAGAAGAUAACAUGCAAAAGAGUGAUGAGCCUGAUACAAAAAUAUAUGGAAGGGAUGAGCUCUUGGCUCGUUUACAGUUUGAGGCAGAAGAGAUAGCCCAAAUGAGGAGGAAAUCAAGCUCCAGUAGCAACAGCACCUCAUCCAGUGUUCAAUCUCCUGUUGGAAAUGCCAAAGGAACAUCAGCAGUAAAGAAUGUAGUUGUGGGAUUUGUGGGAUAUCCUAAUGUUGGAAAAAGCUCUACUAUUAAUGCUUUGGUAGGCCAGAAGAGGACUGGUGUUACCUCUACUCCUGGGAAAACAAAGCAUUUCCAAACCUUAGUAAUUUCUGAUGAGCUGACUCUAUGUGAUUGUCCCGGAUUGGUGUUCCCAUCUUUCUCAAGUUCAAAAUAUGAGAUGAUUGCUUCUGGGGUGCUGCCAAUUGACAGGAUGACGGAGCAUAGGGAGGCUGUGCAGGUUGUAGCUAAUCGAGUUCCGAGGCAUGUUAUUGAGGGUGUUUACAAGAUUAAUCUGCCUAAACCGAAGCCAUAUGAACCACAGUCUAGGUCACCACUGGCAGCUGAACUUUUGCGAGCUUAUUGUGCUUCUCGUGGGUAUGUUGCCUCUAGUGGACUACCAGAUGAAACUAAAGCAGCCCGGCAAAUAUUGAAGGACUACCUUGAUGGAAAGCUGCCUCACUAUGAAAUGCCACCGGGGAUGUCUAAUGAGGAUGAUGUUGUGGAAGAUGGUGGGAAAUCCAGUUUAUCUGAACUGCAAGAGUCAGAUGCAUCUGAGGACGAAGAAGUUGAGGAUGUUGAAGAUGGUCUGAAAAAUGAAGGUGAAAGUGCACCUGUUCUAGAACAAGUGCUGGAUGAUCUUAAUUCAUUUGACCUGGCCAAUGGUAUGGCUUCAAAGAAGGAGAAGGUUAAGAAAUCCACUACAUCUCAUAAGCAACACAAGAAGCCUCAGAGGAAGAAAGAUCGUUCAUGGAGAGUCGGGAAUGAUGAUGGUGAUGGAAUGCCAGUAGUCAGAGUCUUCCAAAAGGCAGUAAACACAGGCCCUCUAAGUGUCGAAUGAGGCAUCCACAGAAAGAUGACAGUCUAACCUGAGCAUUUUCCAAGUGAGAUUAGGCUCUUCCAGUGUUUUCUCCACUAGUGUACCAUUUCUCUUGGAUCUCUGCUCUAGUCUCAACAAGGAGAAGAGAUAGAAAAUGUAUUCAUAUAUGGUUUAUAUAGCUGAAUCACCGGCAUGGUGUUGAGGUGCCGUUGUUACUUGAGAAGAUGCAUGGUUGGUGCAUAUUUUUGUUAUUUGUAUUUUGUCUGCUAAAUUUCUUAAAUACACAAUAUGAUCGUAC
Rubroshorea leprosula is the source of this 2201-nucleotide messenger RNA. The record is from the annotation of a GenBank genome assembly. Lineage: Eukaryota; Viridiplantae; Streptophyta; Magnoliopsida; Malvales; Dipterocarpaceae.